AUGUACGUCAUCAGGGUGCACUCUGCAGAGGAGAUAGAUGAUGCGAUGGUGCUGUUGUCAGUAUUGGCGCAUGUGAAAUUGGAGGUGACUUCUCCACAUACUAUUGUACUCAAACUCGAAGGAGAUAAUCGACUCCGGAAGAAGACCAUUGAAGAGAAACUAGGGUGCCUACGUUCGUUCAUGAGAUGGCAUGCAGACGACGCGGACAUCGAAAAAUGUAUCAAUACGGAGGAAGUCCGAGCUAAAUAUAAUGUUUCUGGAACGAUAGAGGCUGAAGAAAACCAUUUCUCCCAGACCCCAACUCCUGUUCCGACUACAUGUCUUCAAACCCCUUUAGAAGUUCUUCCAGAGCGGAAGAACUUCUAA
This is a messenger RNA of Darwinula stevensoni, 366 nucleotides long. The record is from the annotation of a GenBank genome assembly. NCBI's taxonomy places the organism in Eukaryota, Metazoa, Arthropoda, Ostracoda, Podocopida, Darwinulidae.